Molecule: messenger RNA, 606 nt
Organism: Aspergillus tubingensis
Lineage: Eukaryota; Fungi; Ascomycota; Eurotiomycetes; Eurotiales; Aspergillaceae
Exons: 1
Coding region: 1-606 (201 amino acids)
Source: RefSeq, a predicted model, not a curated record
AUGUCAACCCCAACCCCAGACAACCCAACACCACCACCACCAACCACAACUACAACAACAACCACAACCACACCCUCCCAACACCAACAACCCUCCUCAUCCCGCCUCCCCGUCCAAACCCACCACUGCCGCUUCUGCAACCAUCUCCUCCUCGCCACAACACGCUCAAUCCCAUCCCUCCCGCGGCGCAAAUCCCCCGCAAAAGACGGGGCGAUAAUCCUCCCUCUUCCGCGCGACAACAGCACCGACGAUGAACAAUCGAAACAACAACAAAAACACUACACGAUUCUCCUCUCAACCACUAUCCCCGAUCGGAAACAUACCCUCGUGCGCAGGGAAGAUGGGUUCGAGAAGAGGUUGUUCCUUAGGUGUGGACGGUGUAGAGUUGUGAUGGGGUAUUUUUUGGAUGAGGUGCAUUUUGGGGGGAUGACUUCUACUAAUAGGGAAGGAGGGGAUGGGGAGGGAGAUGGGGAGGGGGAGAAGGCUAGGGUGGUGUAUUUGUUGCCUGGGGCUUUGGUGGAGACGGGGGUUAUGUUGCGGGAUGAGGAGUUGGAGAGGGUGGUGAAGGGGUUGGAUAGGGAGUGGGUGGGGUGGUUGGAGGGAUAA